AUGUGCAUAUCAGAUCUCACACGGGAGAGAAGCCGUAUUCCUGUCCUGAGUGCGGGAAAUGUUUCCAAUAUAAAUCCAAUCUUAAUGUGCAUAAAAGAUCUCACACGGGGAGAAGCCAUAUUCCUGUCCUGA
This is a messenger RNA of Staurois parvus, 132 nucleotides long. NCBI's taxonomy places the organism in Eukaryota, Metazoa, Chordata, Amphibia, Anura, Ranidae. The record is from the annotation of a GenBank genome assembly.